Bombus pascuorum is the source of this 4456-nucleotide messenger RNA. RefSeq names its product structural maintenance of chromosomes protein 4 (gene glu). Gene Ontology annotation, cellular component: chromosome. The coding region runs from base 254 to 4342 and encodes 1362 amino acids. NCBI's taxonomy places the organism in Eukaryota, Metazoa, Arthropoda, Insecta, Hymenoptera, Apidae. The transcript has 9 exons. The record is from RefSeq and is a predicted model, not a curated record. Gene Ontology annotation, molecular function: ATP hydrolysis activity; protein binding; ATP binding. Gene Ontology annotation, biological process: mitotic chromosome condensation.
UCCAUAAAGAAUGUUGCAAUUGAUUAUCUGUACGUUACGAUUUAAAUUUGAAUUUAGUACGGCGUCCUUUGAUUCGUUACUUUCAAAUGUAUUUUAUUUACUAUGUUAAACAAAAAGAGUUGAUACAUGUAUUUAGAAACAAAAUCAUGGUGAAUUGUAUUGUAAUAUGAACUAAAAUUUAAUUUGGGAAAUGUAUGUGUGGUUUCUAUGAUAAUAUCAAGCAUUGUGUUGCGAAUGAAAAAUAUAUUAUAGAAUGAGAAAUAGGAUGGUCGAGGAAAAUCGUAUUAAUGAAAGUUUUCCUGAAGCCAAUAUGGAAGUUAACGAAGAGAAUGUUUUACAUGAAGAUGAAAACGGUGGAAUAAAGGUGGAUGAUGAUAUAUAUAUACCACCACCUCUUAAAGUUAUUAAUGAAGUUGAUGUUAAUGGUCCUAGAUUAAUGAUCACUAAGAUUGUUAAUGAAAAUUUCAAAAGUUAUGGAGGUACACAGGUUAUUGGCCCAUUUCACAAGUGUUUUUCAGCAAUUGUUGGGCCAAAUGGUAGUGGUAAAAGCAAUGUUAUAGAUUCAAUGUUAUUUGUAUUUGGGUAUAGAGCAUCUAAGAUUAGAUCAAAAAAGAUAUCAGUUUUAAUACAUAACUCAAAUGAAUAUCAGGAUGUUAAUAGCUGUACAGUAUCUGUAUAUUUCCAACAAAUAAUUGAUAAGUUGGAAAUGGAUUAUGAUAUAGUCCCAAACAGUGAAUUCGUUAUAUCGCGAACAGCAUUUAAAGAUAAUUCAUCUUAUUAUGAACUAAAUAAAAAAAAAGUACAGUUCAAAGAGAUUGCAAAACUUUUAAGAUCUUAUGGUGUAGAUUUAGAUCACAAUCGCUUUCUAAUUUUACAGGGAGAAGUUGAACAAAUAGCAAUGAUGAAGCCUAAGGCACAAAAUGAAAAUGAUACUGGUAUGCUUGAGUUUUUGGAAGAUAUAAUUGGAACAGUUCGUUAUAAAGAACCAUUAGAAAAACUAUCAAACAAAAUAGAACUUUUAUCAGAACAUAGGGUGGAGAAAUUAAACCGCCUCAAAAUUGUUGAAAAAGAAAAAGCAGCUCUUGAAGAACCCAUGCAAGAAGCUAUUCAAUACUUGCAAUUAGAAAAUGCAAUUACAAAAUUACAGCAUCAACUUUAUUGUUAUCAAAGAUUUGAAACAUCAAAAGAAAUUGUGGAACAGGAAAAUAAAAUUAAUGAAAUGGACAAAGAUUUAUCAGAUCUUGUAAACAAAAUGGAAGAAAUUUAUCAUGAUAAAGAGCAGAAGAACAAAGUGAUUAAGGAAAAAAGUGCAACAUGGAACAAUUUACAGAAACACAAGGAUGAAAUUGCAACAGAAUUUGAUAAAAUUCGAAAAUAUGACGAAUCACUUCACGCAGAAUUAGUGGAAACAAAUAAAAGACGAAAAGCUAACAUUGCAUCUUUAAAAACAGAAAAAUCUAAAUUAGAAGAACUGUAUAGAGUUCCAGAAAAAAGUGCAAAAGAUAUCCAAGAAUGUGAGGAACUUGUUGAAAAACACUCGAAAAAUAAGGAAAAAGAGGAAGUAGUAUUAGAAAAGUUGAUGGUUGAAUUAAGUAAAAAGACUAAACCACUGUUGAAUGACCGUUCCGAACUUGAGAAUGAGCUAAUAUCUUUAAGAAAGGAUGUUAAUCAAGCACAAGCAGCAUUUGAUAUUGCUAAAUCUGAGUUAGAACUGUAUACCUCAAUAGAAUUAACAGAGAAAGAAAAAUUAGAGAAAUUAAAAGAUUCUUUAAAAUUAACAAUGGAUAAUUUAAUGACACGAAACGAAGAACUACACAGUUUAGAAAACAAAAUUCCUUAUAGUGAAGGAGAAUUAAUAAAGGCACAACAAGAUUUAAAAAAGAUGAAAACAAAGGAAAUUGAAAUGACUUCAAAGCUGAAAAGAAUGAGAAUUUCAUUUGAAGAACAAAAACUUGCUAUGCAAGCAAAUAAGUCAAGGAACAAAAUUAUAGACAGUUUAAUGAGGGAAAAAAGGGAAGGUAGAAUUCCUGGUGUUUUUGGAAGAUUGGGUGAUCUUGGUGCUAUAGACAGCAAAUAUGACAUUGCAGUUUCAACAGCCUGUGGUCCCCUAGAUAACAUUGUAGUCGAUACUGUAACAACUGCACAAACCUGUAUAACAUUUCUUCGGCAAAACAAUAUUGGACGUGCAACGUUUAUACCAUUAGAAAAGCAACAGCGUUUAGUAUCAAAAUGUAAACAAAGAAUACAAACUCCUGAGAAUGUUCCAAGACUCUUCGAUCUUAUACAAGUUGAAGACGAAAGAGUAUUACCAGCAUUUUAUUAUGGAUUACAAGAUACGUUAGUGGCAAAUGAUUUAGAUCAAGCAACACGUAUUGCAUAUGGUUAUAAACGUUUCAGAGUAGUUACUUUGAAAGGCGAAUUAAUAGAAUUGUCAGGAACAAUGAGUGGAGGUGGAAGAACUGCAAUGAAAGGGAGAAUGGGACAAAAAGUUGUGAGAAAUGAAAUAUGUAUAGCAGAUAUUGAAACACUAGAGUCAGAUUUGAAUAAAACUUGUGAACAGUGCAAUCAACUUAAAGCUAGAUCUCAAUCUUUAGAAAAUCAGAUUCAUAUGUUAAAUGUAGGUUUAAAGGAAAUGAAAGUUAAUAAGGAAAAAUUGUACAUUGAAGUGAAGACAUUAAGCGAACAAGAACCAUCGUUAUUGGCACAAAUUAAAGUUCAAGAGAAAAGAGCUGUAGAAUUAAUAUCAAACCCACAAAAAGUGCAACAGCUAAAGGAAGUAAUGAACUCUGCAAAGGAAACUUUGGAUGAUGUGCAAAAGAAUUCAAAAACUGUUGAAAAUCAGGUAAUUCGUAUUAAUAAAGAAAUAGAUACAUUGUCAGGGAGUUCUGUGAAAAAUCAACAAAAGAAGGUAGCUGACCUAUCUAAAGCAAUUGAUACAGCUAAAGCUGAAAUAUGCAGAUUGCAAGUUGCUAUUAAAACAGCUGAGAGAAAUGUAAAGAAAACCGAGCAACGAAUAGAAUGCUUAGAAAAUGAUGUACGUACUUGUGAACAAAGACUCCGUGAUAUUCAGAAAGAAAAGCAAAAAUUAGAAGAACAAGGAAAAGAAUAUUUAAAAAAGCUUGAGGAAUUAACGGAAGCUCUUUUAGAAAGAGACGAAGCAAUGUCAUCUUUUAAAGAAGAAUUAGAUAUUUUGCAGGCUAGGGAGAAUAAACUGAAAGCAAUUAAAAUAGAUCUCGAUCAGAAAUUAAAAGAGCAUAGAAAUACAAUUAAGGGUUUAAAUCAAAAAAUACCAGAUUUCACAAGAAAAAUAGUAAAUUUAAAACUCCAAAUAAUACCCGGUGAAAAUGUGGAAGAGUUGAAAGAAUUAACAGAAGAGGAACUUAAUGAAUUGGAAGAAAAAGUUCUUAUAGGAAAUUUACAAAAAGCUAAGAAAAAGUUACCUAUGGAAGUUCCAAAUAUGCAACUUAUAGCAGAAUAUAAAGAAAAAGAUGCAUUAUAUUUACAACGUGCUGCUGAUUUAGAAAAAAUAACUACUGAACGCAAUAGAAUACGAGAUAUUUAUGAAAUUGCAAGGCGUCGAAAAAUUCAAGAGUUUCUUGCAGGUUUUACUAUCAUUACUGAUAAAUUGAAAGAGAUGUAUCAAAUGAUUACAUUAGGUGGUGAUGCUGAAUUAGAAUUGGUCGAUUCUUUAGACCCCUUUAGCGAAGGAAUUGCUUUUAGCGUAAGACCUCCAAAGAAAUCUUGGAAAAAUAUUUGCAAUCUUAGUGGUGGUGAAAAAACUUUAAGCUCUUUGGCUCUUGUAUUUGCACUACACCACUAUAAACCCACUCCUUUAUAUUUUAUGGAUGAGAUAGAUGCUGCCUUAGAUUUUAAAAAUGUUUCAAUCGUUGGAAAUUAUAUUAAGGAAAGGACAAAAAAUGCACAAUUUAUAAUUAUAUCUUUAAGAUCGAAUAUGUUUGAACUUGCGGAUUAUCUGGUUGGGAUAUACAAAACAUACAACUGUACGAAGAGUGUUACGGUUGAUUUGAAAAAGUAUUACGAAAAAAAUGGAAUUGUCCCACCGACACAAAUAUCCUCUAAAACUCUAUAUUCCACACAAACACAACAAUUUGCUAUGCAAAGUCAGCACAAAGAAAAUUGUACAGCACAAAAUGUGAAUACUGUACAAAAUACGGAAAAAGUUCGAGAACCGAAUGGGAAUGCAGUUGAAUUGCCUGAAUUAGGAUUAUGUCCAACGCCAAAAAAAGCACCUAGUGAAAAUACACAUACAAAUAUUAAUAAUAGUAACAUAAAUGAUGGCAAUACUUGUGGCAAACCUUUAAAAAAGAAGCGCAAGAUAUAAAAUAUAAAAUAUAUAUGUUUGUUAAUAUUCAAUGUAUGUAGAAGAUAUAUUUUUAUAUGCAUAAUAUAAUGCAAAUCUGACAGACAUAAAUUAUAUGUAAGUUAGAAAUAAAUU